Messenger RNA from Colletotrichum aenigma, 921 nucleotides. RefSeq lists its product as uncharacterized. The transcript has a single exon. NCBI's taxonomy places the organism in Eukaryota, Fungi, Ascomycota, Sordariomycetes, Glomerellales, Glomerellaceae. Bases 1 to 921 code for a protein of 306 amino acids. The record is from RefSeq and is a predicted model, not a curated record.
AUGUUGCCCACACUGAACCCCACAGCGCCGGCCUUCAGCCCUCCUGUGUCGAUCCCCCAGCUCGCCUCCCCUUUCAUCUCCACAUCCGGUGCCGCCUCCGAUUCCGACCCUGACUUGCUCGGCCUUGACCUCGAUCUGGACCUAGACUCCGAACUCGAUGGGCCUCUCUCACCAUCUUCUGAGGCCGGUAGAGUAGCUUCCGCACUCAUCGGCGAGUCGCUCUUCAAGGCCGUGUUCGAAGCCCCGUCAUCUCCGUAUUCACCAGUCGUCGACGCCGACGACGACGAUUACUUCACCCAACUCCCUUCAUCUCCGCAAACCACGUCAUCAACUCCAGGAUCCGGCCGUGACAUCUGGAGCCCGACUUCGGCCUUCCGCUCGACUUCUGAAGUCAACUCUCCUUUCUCAUCAGUUGCGUCGCUUGCCGACAAGGAGACAUGGUGCGCAGGCGAGCUUCCAAGCUCUCCGGCGGAGGCAGAGAUGGCAUGGGGUGAGGACUGGGCUCACGACGACGAUGUUUACCUCGGCCAAGGCAGUAGCCCGGAGCCGUUCAGCACAAUGCCUGCGCCUGCCGAAGCAUCCUUGAAGGUCGCGCCCGCGGCGAUGGCGCCUGGAGUCAUACUUACUCCCAUCCGAAUCCAACAGCUCCAACAGAUUCAACAACUUCAGCAGCAGCAAUUGUGGCAGCAACAGAUGCAAUACCAAGUCCCAAUAAUGACUCCCGUCCUUCAGGCUCAGGCUCAAUCUCAAUUCAUCCUGCCGUCCAUGCAGUUCAUAACUGUGCCCUCGGCACCAAGCACACCAAGCCCACCAAGAGUCGGGCUCGCUCCUCUUUGGCCUCUCCUCUCUGCGCUGCAUCGCAACCUGGCGCGCAGCAGACCCGAUCUCUACGGCGCAACCUACCUUGGACCUAUGUCUUGA